Messenger RNA from Theileria parva strain Muguga, 909 nucleotides. It is a transcript of the gene EIF3K, whose product is annotated as translation initiation factor 1 subunit K. The record is from RefSeq and is a predicted model, not a curated record. Gene Ontology annotation, cellular component: cytoplasm; eukaryotic translation initiation factor 3 complex. NCBI's taxonomy places the organism in Eukaryota, Apicomplexa, Aconoidasida, Piroplasmida, Theileriidae. Bases 84 to 818 code for a protein of 244 amino acids. Gene Ontology annotation, molecular function: translation initiation factor activity; ribosome binding. The transcript has a single exon. Gene Ontology annotation, biological process: regulation of translational initiation.
UUAUUCAUUAGUAUUCUCUUCCCCAUCAUAACACUAAUAUAUUCAGAAUUUUUAAAUAUUUUUUUAUUCUAUUAUUUAUAAAUAUGCAAACUGAUUUGGCUUCAGUUGCACGGUCAAACGCUGAGUCCCUUUUGGAUACGCCUUCAGCUCAGUUUCAACUUUCAUCGCUUCCAACACUAAUUGAGUUUUUGAACUUCCAACUCACUGAUAUAAAUCUUUACAGCUUGGCUAACAAUGUUGGGAUUUUGAAGAUAUAUUUGCUCUACCCAGAUGUUUCUGAUGUUCUGGUUAUACAGAAGAUUCUUGUUUUAUCGCUGACUCAGGUCCCAGCUCCUGAUUUUACUGUUUGUUUAUGUCAGAUUCCACUUCAUCUUCACAAUCAAGAGCCUGUUUCAAAGGUUAUUAAUCUCCACAACUUUCUACAAAACUGUAUGUUUCUCAGGUUUUGGGAAUCUGCAAAUUUAGAACUGGAAUCCAUGCCUGGUAAGACUGUUUUGGACGUUUCUGGUCUUUCUGAUAGCGUUAGGAAGUUUGUUUUAGAUGUUUCGCCUCUGGUUUAUAACCAGAUGACAGUCCCUGAGUUACGUAAACUACUAAAUUUCCAAACUAACUCCCAAGAGUUUGAACAACUCCUUUCAGUCUGCGGAUGGUCCUUUGACUCCUCAUAUAAUAGAGAAGAUGAAAAUUCAGGCCUUUGUUACUCAACCUCGAGGGAAGAUAGCUCCAAAGUCCACAAAUCUAACGCUACUCAAAACCCGCUUGAAAAGUACCUGAAGUCUGAUCCCAUGAAGUAUUACUAUACUACUCUUCACAACUAAUUUAAAAUCCCACUUAACGGUUAAGUCGAAUUUGUGGUAAUCGAUUCUACCUAAUUAAACGCAGUAAUUUAACUAAUAUAAUAUAACAAUA